Messenger RNA from Cololabis saira (Pacific saury), 5829 nucleotides. It is a transcript of the gene fmr1, whose product is annotated as fragile X messenger ribonucleoprotein 1. NCBI's taxonomy places the organism in Eukaryota, Metazoa, Chordata, Actinopteri, Beloniformes, Belonidae. The record is from RefSeq and is a predicted model, not a curated record. Gene Ontology annotation, molecular function: mRNA 3'-UTR binding; translation regulator activity; protein homodimerization activity. The coding region runs from base 332 to 2209 and encodes 625 amino acids. The transcript has 15 exons. Gene Ontology annotation, biological process: positive regulation of translation; negative regulation of translation; DNA damage response. Gene Ontology annotation, cellular component: nucleus; growth cone; dendritic filopodium.
CUGGUCCUGCUCUGGUUCUGCCGGGCGUCACCGCGCACGGCAGCAGCGGGCCGCCGUGCGCGUCAGCAGCAGCCGCGGCCGCCGAGGAAGAACGACGCGGAUACGUCACGUCGGGAAGCGAACCAGCAGCCGCAGCACUGAGCACGGUAGCAUGAGCUAGCUGCUGCACGGUACCCGGGCACCCGUCUGAUCUCUCCCCGCACACCCGGACUAGUGCACCUGCAGCAGCGCAGCAUAGCGGGGGCGAGCCCGGCGGUCGGUUGGUUGGGAGAGCAACUACAGCUACAGCUACAGCGACAGCUAGGGCUGCUAGCAGCAGCUGCUAACGGCCAUGGAGGAGCUGGUGGUGGAGGUGCGGGGCGGCAGCGGGGCUUUCUACAAGGCAUUUGUGAAGGAUGUUCAUGAGGGUUCAGUCACUGUUGCAUUUGAAAACAACUGGCAGCCAGAUCGGCAGAUCCCCUUCCAGGACGUGCGUUUCCCUCCUCCAACAGGCUUCUCCAAGGAGAUCAAUGAAAGUGAUGAGGUCGAGGUUUACUCCAGGGCCAAUGAGAAGGAGCCGUGUGGAUGGUGGAUGGCGAAGGUUCGCAUGGUCAAAGGAGAAUUUUAUGUAAUAGAGUAUGCAGCAUGUGACGCAACGUUAAACGAGAUCGUGACACUGGAACGGUUACGGCCCAUCAACCCGAGUAAACCAGCCACCAAACACACCUUCAUUAAGAUCAGACUGGAUGUUCCUGAUGAUCUACGGCAGAUGUGCUCCAAGGAGUCGGCCCACAAAGACUUUAAAAAAGCCAUCGGAGCGUUCAGUGUCACCUACGACUCGGAGAAAAAGCAGCUCAUCAUCCUGUCAGUGAAUGAGGUCACGACGAAGCGGGCCAGUAUGAUGAGUGACAUGCACUUCAGGAGCCUUCGCACCAAACUGUCACUCAUCCUGCGAAACGAAGAGGCCAGCAGACAGCUGGAGAGUUCCAGACAACUGGCAUCACGGUUUCACGAGCAGUUUGCGGUCCGGGACGACUUGAUGGGUCUGGCCAUCGGAACUCACGGCGCCAACAUUCAGCAAGCACGUAAAGUUCCCGGUGUCACUAACAUCGAUCUGGAUGAGGAGACGUGCACCUUCCACAUAUACGGGGAGGAUCAGGAUGCUGUCCGUUUAGCCAGGAGUUUCUUGGAGUUUUCUGAAGAUGUCAUCAAAGUUCCCAGGAACUUAGUCGGGAAGGUGAUUGGCAAGAGUGGGAAACUGAUCCAGGAGGUGGUUGAUAAAUCUGGCGUUGUGAGGGUCCGGAUCGAGCCUGAGAACGACAAAAAGAACUCAGCUUCAGCUGCAGCUGCAGCGGCGGCGGCGGCAGCGGCAUCAUCGACAACAGACGAGGGAAUGGUGCCAUUUGUCUUUGUGGGGACUAAAGAAAGCAUCUCCAAUGCAACCGUACUGCUGGACUAUCACCUCAACUACCUUAAGGAGGUGGAUCAGUUACGUCUGGAGCGUCUCCAAAUAGACGAGCAGCUGAGACAGAUAGGAGGCGGAGGCGGAGGAGGAGGCGGUGCAGGACCCCGAAACCCUAAAGAUAAAACCUACGUGUUCGAUAACGGCAUGGGUGUGGGGAUGGGCAGAGGAGCUGGAGGAGGAGGAGGGAAGCCCUACGCAGGAGGACGAGGGGGACGAGGGCGGAGAGGAGGAGGGGCAUCCUUCCCCUCAGGAACCAACUCGGAAGCGUCCAACGCCUCAGAGACGGAGUCGGACCACAAAGACGAGCUCAGCGAUUGGUCGCUGGCCCCCACCGAGGAGCUGAUGGCCGGAGGAGGGACCAUGCCCAGACGGACAGACGGCAGGAAAAGACCAGGGGGUGCAGGGACGAGGGGACGAGGAGGAGGAAGAGGAAGAGGAGGAUAUAAAGGGGAAGACAUGCAGUGGAGUGAGUCCAGACCUCGUCAUCUCAGAGACCCCAAGACACGAGCCCAGGAGGACACCUUACAGAUCCGCGUGGACGGAAACAACGAGCGGAGCGUGCAGCACUCGUCAGCCGGGCGAGGAGCGGUCGGGGCGGGGCCGUCGUCGUCGUCCUCCCAGAGCGCCGUCGGGGUCGGGGUCGGGGUCGGGGUCGGAGUGGGCGGCGAGGGCCCGGCCCGCCACCACCACCAGAGACCCCUGAGGGACCGGGGGGUGAAGAAGGACAAACAGGACACUCCGGCGCUGGUGAACGGAGUGUCGUAGACACCACUGGAGGACCUUUUCAUUUAGACACACUCACUCACACAUUCAACUCCCUCAUUUACCCUGAUAGAGUCGCACUCUGGCUUUCUUUCUUUCUGUCUUUUUCAAACACAAGAAUACACAUAUUCCCAUCAGCAUAGAAGUGUUUACUGUAGUGAAGUCUUAGACCAGAAGAUGAGGGGGAACAGGGGGGGGGGGUGAGGGAUUUGUCUCAUCUCUCACAGGAUACUUUCUCAUUUCAUGAAAACAACAUGAAUUACUAUUUCUUUUUAAUGUCCAUUCAGACUUUCUCAUAAAAAAAGGUUAAUAAAUCAAGGAAACCAUUGGCUGAUACACAUGAGUGAAUUUUAGACACGUGGCAGAUGUUCCCUGCUCUUCAUCUCAUCGCCUCUUUGAAUGUAGUUUACUGAUGGUGGCAGUUUGUGCGGAUGAUAUGAAAUCCCUCUUUUUGGAGAUAGCGUCAGCAUUUCCCAAAGGUAAACUAUGAAGUCCAACAUGUCAGAGCUGGCGGCAACACUGCAUUCGAUUUAUGAUCACACUCCGACCCUAAGAAGAGCCGUACACUCUUCCAGGGACAUUUCUAAACUGAACUAAACACCACAAUACUGAAUUUUGUUACAAGGGAAGGAAAUAAUUCAAUGUCACCCAGAAAAACCUCUACACGUGGUAAAUGUGUUGCUGUGGAAAAAAAUAUUUGCAGGUGGCACUUUAUGAAUAAUUUAAAAAUGUUUUUUUCUUCAUAGUUUUUUUUUUUUUUCAAUGUUUAAUGCAUUUAAGAAUGAUACACAUGCGUAAGCUCAUGAAGCAGCUUUAUAUUUAACUCGUGUUUCGUUUCAAGUUGCCGAAUUAAUGUAAAAUCCCUUCAGUCUCCGAGCGUCAGACCUGUUCACAAACCUGCUCUACUCGCAAAUGGAGACGCAUAAAUCUGAGGCACUUCCUGCAGCCGUUUAAGGUUUUUCUGUGGGGGCAAAAUGCUCCGCCCGAUAAAGUCAGGUGUCAGAAGGGAGCAUUUCUACAAAUCUGCUCCGUGAUGCAGUGAGCAGAAACAGGUGAAACCACUGAUUCACGACUUCAGCCUGUAGCAGGAGGAAUUCAAGCUGUGAUAACGUCGUCCCCAGGCUCCACGAAGCCCGGCCGCAGGGCUUUUAACCACUUUUGGCUCUUUCCAGGGAGAGCUAGUUAGCCAGCGGCUGGAAGUCAGCCUUACUCUGGCUGUAAUUCUGUUUACUUACAUUUAAACACCCCAGUUAUUUAACUUUAGUACGUUUGCCUGCAGACAAACCGGACAAGCAAACUUGUUCUCUCUUAAUUUCUGAAAAUCACUUUAACUUUGUUUUUCAAUUAGAAAACGAUCAGCAGAAAUCAUUGCAGAGAAGCUACAAUUGUUAAUUAAUAAUUUAAAGAAAACAAAAAUGGGCAAGGUAUUCCUCCUAGUGUUCUGGCUUGUUCUGCGUUGUUUUUGUCCCUCUUAGAGUAUUUUCUGUAUUCACUUUCUUUUUAUCCCUCCAUCUUUUCACCAUGUUGUAAGUGCGGGAUCAGAGAAAUCAGUUUGAAGUUUGCGUCGGCCCAUCAUGCACCUGUGAUCUGCAGGAAGUCAUCAAGCUGACGUUCCUUUGUCAUGUUGGGGCUUAUUUAUAUUUUGUGCCUUGGAUUUAUGUUCCAUCCACGUACAUGAAUUUGGUCCAUUAUAGAAGAGGAGAGGGGGAAAAGAUGUUCCAUCGGUCCUUAGCAUCCUCUGAUUUGAACUGAAGAUAUUCUGUAAACUCUCUUCUGUUCCUCCCCUCCCGCUGAGACACGUGGCUCAUGCACUUUGUCAAUAAAACAAAGGAACAAGCUGUAAUUUAGUAAAUGUGACGUGUGGCGAGAUCCGUAGUCAUUGUCAAUAAUGUAAAGAGUCAAUUUAGCAGCAAGAAGGCUUUCAAAGUCCCAAAACGGCGUCUUACAUCCAACUAAAAAGAGAUUCUCAAGACUUCUCAGUCCAUUUGUAGCCUUAAUGUUAUUUCCAAACUGAUUUUAGCACUUUCAAGUCCCUGUUCCUCCCGGAUGCAGCAGCGAGUACUCGGGACCAUCACAUGAGUUUAGUGCUCACAUACGCUGCAGGGUCCAUUAGAUCAGCGUCAUCUGUGAUGUUGACCUGCUUCUUUUUUUUGUUCAAUUUGGAUUUUUAAAAACUACAACUCAAAUAAAAAGGUUUGUUUAUGUGAAAGAUCUGCUAAAGACUUCAGACGGUUAUUCCACCUCCACCUAAACCCUCCUCCCAUCGCCACCACGCCAUGAGGGGUUCCUGCUUCAUCAUUCCUAAUUUAAGGUUUAACUGGAAUUCUUAUUGUUUACUCAUCUGGUUCAAUGGCAUCCCACUGGAAAAUAAACACCACCUGACAAGCAGUCACAUACCGGUUCUGGAUUUAAUUAAGUAGUUUUGGGUUUUUUUUGGAAUAUGCUGGUAAAAGGUUUUUCCUGACAAGAAAAUAGUAAGGACAUUUUUGGUCUGCAGAUUGAAUUUGUGCAAAAAAUCAAUAGUUUGUUUUAUUUCAGGAGUGUCGUCCAUCAGCAAAAGCUUUGCAGCAAGAGCUGGCACGUCAUCAACAAGAGCAGUCAUGGCUAGAAAGCUGGGAAUGUGCAGGAAAACCUUCAGCACAUUUUGUGUGACAUGUGCCUUUAACUGUGGCUAUAGCAUCACAACUUAGACGUGUAAAAUCAGGGAAGAAUGAGUCGUUAUCCGUGGACUAGGUGUGUAAAGAUGGCCUUUUUUUCCUGAAGUGAUUUUAAUUAUUGCCACCUUAAACAUCUUUAAGGCUCCUCUCAAGCCGAGGCGCAGGAGGCGGUUAUUUCUAAGGACGCAUGAGACGGGGGAUUUUGGUACAUCCAGGAAGCAGCUGAUCCUUUGUAAACACCGAGGCUCUUGCGUCCUGACGCCUGCAGCUCCUAUUGGCACACGUUCACCCUUUUUUUAAUGUAUUUAUUUGUUUGUUUGAGUUUCAUCUUGAUAUCUGAAGUGAUGUGCAGCCUUUACUCCGUAUCCCACUGUCACGGCUGCCAGAAGAGAGGAACUGAAGGAAAGGUUGAGCCAGGUCUUUACAAAUGAUCAGUGUACUUUUCUAGUCUUGCACAAAUUUAAGUCUUUUACUUUGGAUUUCAGACAUCCUGUAGUUUUUGAUACACUUGGAAAAAAAAAAAAAAAAAUAUGUAUACAAGUUUAAUUUUGAAGCUCAGUAUUACAGUUUUCACAUCUUGUUGACUCCAGUUCUGCUAAAGUGGCCAGCCCUUAGCAACCAUCACCUUAGAGCCAGUAAAGACGUUGUACCGUUGUAGAGUCGUCACGAGACACUGUCGUGUAACGAGUAUUGAAAUCUGGGAACAGCCUUUUCUUUUUUUCCUCAAGUUACUUUUUUUUUUUGCUUUUCAAGAAGCAUUAUUAGUGUCCGUUUCCCUCUCCCACGAAUCUGUCCGGGCCUUGGGUUUGAAAUGUUCACACUGCAUCCAUAUUGAAUCUUUUCCCCAGUAAACAAUCAGUGGAUCCAGUACAUCAACAAAGUGGCCAGUGGAAGUAACCCCUGUGUUGUCAGCAGAUUAUCUACAGUAUGGAGUUUGUAUUGUUGGGAAAAAAAACAUGAUGGGGG